Molecule: messenger RNA, 1668 nt
Organism: Eutrema salsugineum
Lineage: Eukaryota; Viridiplantae; Streptophyta; Magnoliopsida; Brassicales; Brassicaceae
Exons: 11
Coding region: 55-1509 (484 amino acids)
Molecular function (GO): calcium ion binding; 3'-5'-RNA exonuclease activity
Source: RefSeq, a predicted model, not a curated record
UCUCAAAACAUCCAUUGGAAAUUCGAAAGAUCCCCGAAAAACAAAAAACAACAAAUGCAAAGCCAUCACAAUCGAAGCAGGAUCAGCGUAAUUCUACGGUCCAGAUUCAUCCCUUCUUUCUCUUCACCAUUUUCCCUCUUCGUCGUCCUCGCCGCUGUUCCUUUCCCGAUCUACUUUUCCGGUCUGCUCUCAUCUUCUUCCGGUAGAAACAACAAGGCGGCUUCAGUUAUGAGACUCAACUCGAACUUAGCUUCGAUGGCGGAACCGAAUAUUUCUUGUACCACUUUCAACAUAUUGGCUCCAAUUUAUAAACGGGUUGAUCAACAGAAUCAGAGCAUUCGAGAGAGCGAUUUUCACUCGCUUUGGUUUACUCGGAACCAGAAGAUUUUAGAUUGUCUACUCCAUCAACGGUCUUCGGUUAUCUGUCUCCAGGAAGUUUGGGUUGGUAAUGAGGAAUUGGUGAAGAUGUUCCACGAGCGGCUUGGCACUGCAGGCUACACUAUUUUCCAGUUGGCUAGAACAAACGGUCGUGCUGAUGGUCUUUUGACUGCCAUCCAUAAGGAUAACUUCAAACUUGUAAAUUACCGGGAGCUGCUCUUUAACGAUUUUGGAGAUCGUGUUGCUCAGCUCUUACAUGUCAAAUCAGUUGUUCCCUUUCCUCUUAAUGGGAAACAAGACAUUCAGCAAGAAGUUCUUAUAGUGAACACGCAUCUCUUGUUCCCACAUGAUUCUAGUUUGUCUAUUGUAAGAUUGCAUCAGGUUUACAAAAUUCUCGAAUAUCUGGAAGCUUACCAAAAGGAAAACAAACUUACUCACAUGCCCAUUAUUCUCUGCGGUGACUGGAACGGAAGCAAGCGCGGGCAUGUAUACAAAUUCUUGAGAUCUCAAGGGUUUGUAUCAUCAUACGAUGUUGCUCAUCAGUAUACAGACAGUGAUGCUCAUAGGUGGGUUAGCCAUAGAAACCACAGGGGAAAUAUAUGCGGAGUUGAUUUCAUAUGGCUCUGUAAUCCUAGCAAUUCAAGAAAACCGUUGAGAACAAGUUGGGUGGAAGCUGUUUUCAGCAUUAUCAAGUAUCAAGUCCAGAAAGCUUCGAUAGCUGAAGACAAUGCCUUUGCUAUUCUGGGGGCAAAUAAUCAGAGUGAUUCACUAACUUACUCCGGAUUUUGUCAAGCACUUCAAAAGGUAAACCUAACGGGCAUUCCACAUGGACUUAGCUUCCAAGAGACAAAAGAGCUAUGGGUUCGAGCUGAUCUUGAUGGAAAUGGUGUGUUCGACUAUGAAGAACUUAAGAAAAUUUGGAGCAUGACAAUGAUGAAUCAAUCUGGAAACUGCAAAGAGAGUGUGAUGGAAGAAGGAGAAGGAGAAGAAGAAGCGAUUGGAUUGAAAGUGAAUAAAGCGGUUUUGUUUCCGCAAGAAGCAGAGAAAGGAUUGUGGCCGGAGAAUUACAGUCUCUCCGAUCACGCUUGUCUCACCGUACAGUUCUCACCGGUCAAAAUGAUCUGUAGUUAAGUUUUGUUUAUUACUCUUGUAAAUGUAAAGAAGCAAUGAGAUUGAGAUUUGCCACGAGAAGUUUACAUACCUCUGAAGUUUGUAUAGUUUUUGAGAUAAGUUUUUGAACUUUUGUAAUAGCAUCACUGUUUAUGAUAAAUUAAAGAGAUUGUUUUUUUA